AAGCACCAUUAGAAAUUUUGUGCUGCAAACUAAAGUUCAAGGGAAGAAAGCAUGGCCGGAUUUGCAGGCAUUGCAACCGAGAAACUUACUGACGAGAACUAUGAGAAUUGGAAGGAAUGUUUGAAGAGCUAUUUUAUAGCUAAUGAUCUUUGGGAUGUUGUGAAUGGAGUUGAAUCUGAGCAAAACUACAAGGAGUGGGUUAGAAAAAAUGCAAUGGCAUUACAUGCAAUCCAAAUUUCAUGUAAAGGAGACACAAUGUCAAAGCUGAGGGGAAAUGAAUCCGCCAACUAUUGGUGGAAUGUUUUGGCUAAGAAAACAGGAAUAAAAUCAUCAAUUGAAAGUGCUGAGAUCAUGCAACUAGAAGAAAACAAGUGUAGCGACUUAUUCAAGGAUGUGGAAAGAGGUGAUUGGGCACGUACAAGAACUUUCCUCGAAGAAAGUACUGACGCUAUACGACAAAAUAUUACACUACUCGGUCAAAACGUUCUUCAUGUUGCGGUUAUGGCUAAACAAACAAAGAUUCUGGAGAACUUGUUAGAAUAUUCAACAGAAGAAGACUUAGAAGUUAAAAAUGAUAUGGGCUACACAGCUUUCACUAUAGCUGCCAUCCACGGAUUCAAAGAUAUGGUUGAGAUUAUGCUAAAAAAAAAAGGUAAUUUGGUUAUCCUUAAGGAUGGUGAUGGCCUACUUCCAAUUGUUAGGGCAUCGUUUUAUAGCUCCAGAGAGAUGGUACGUUAUCUUUACACAAAGACUCCACAUGAAGUGCUAAGUCCAGAAAAUCCUGAUAGGAGUGGUGCCACUCUUCUCAAUUGCCUCAUCUCUGAUGAGCUUUAUGAUGUGGCUUCACAUAUGUUGGAAAAAUACCCAGUAUUGGCUUUUGUGGAAGAUCUUCAUAGAAACCGUGGAAUCAGAUUGUUGGCUCGUAAAUGUUUUGGAUUCCCAAGUGGAAACAGACAUAGUUUUUGGGAACAGUGGCUUUACUCAUGUGAGUGAUACUGCUUUAAACCCUUCUUAAUUAAUUCCCUUAUUCAAUAGUUUAUUUGCAUGCUCUUAACUGCUUUUGAUGCAAGGUAUAAGGGUAACUGUUCCUCCUUAUGAUGAACACUUACAAUCAAGUGAUGAGGAAAGCAAUGUUCA
Messenger RNA from Mangifera indica (mango), 1137 nucleotides. Its product is annotated as ankyrin repeat-containing protein ITN1-like. Bases 52 to 993 code for a protein of 313 amino acids. The transcript has 4 exons. Lineage: Eukaryota; Viridiplantae; Streptophyta; Magnoliopsida; Sapindales; Anacardiaceae. The record is from RefSeq and is a predicted model, not a curated record. Gene Ontology annotation, molecular function: protein binding.